GAUUCGUACUCUAUAUAAUUGUAAUUUCAUGAUAAACUAAUGCGCGUACGUUUGUUGAUCACACGAAAUAAUAUUCCUAAACUUAUGAGUUUUGAUUAUUUAGUGACAGUUUGAAUAUGUCAAAUAUUCUUUGACUGAAAUAUUAAAUAUUUUUGAAAUAAACAUCAUACGUAAACGUGAUGGAGGGUGAAACUGUUGGUAAUCUUGUUCAAAAAAUGAUUAUUUCGCUUUGUGGAGAACAGAAACCAGAAAUAAUUAGGAAAUGGAUGCGUUUCUGUCUUGGAUUAUUGUCAUCAACUCAAGGAGUAGAAACAUUACAAGAAGAUGAAAUUACUAUAGGAAGUCAAAUAAGAGAAAAAUUAUCAGUUUGUGAUGCAGUACAGUUUGACAAAUUAUAUAAUGAUUUGAGAUCUGGACCAUUGAAGAACAGAGCCCAAAUCCUGAUAUUUUUGUUAAACGUGUGUCAAUCAGCAGAACAGUUAAGGGAUAGAGUUUUUUCAGCACCUGAUUUAAAAUUAGGUUUAUGCUCAUCUUCUGCAUCUACUAGUGGACAGUCAUCUGAAAUUUGUGCACCACCACAAAUUGUUUAUAACAACUCAGACAAAAAUACACGAGAUUUUUUAACCAGUUCUAAUAAAAUAUAUGGAGAGGAAUAUAUUUCAGAAGAUAUAUUGGUUCAAGAUCUUAUAUAUUCUUUCCUAGGUAUUGAAGGAAAGAUAUUGAAGUUAGAUUCCAAUUAUGGUUUUCAAAUAGAUCCAAUGAUUAGCAUUGAUAGGCCACGGAAACAAGCUACAUUGAGAUUAAGUGAACUUGGAUAUUUACAUAAUAUAAUUCAAAAAGGUUUAGAAAGAAUGUCAGUUGCUUCAAAUGGUCAAGUGGCCGAUAGUUUUGUUGCAGCAUUACAUUCUGAGUUAUCAGAAUACUACAGAUUUAUAGCCGUUAUUCAAGAAGAAGUAAACAGAGUUCAAUCUGAAUCAGGAUUAUACAGAGUUACCUUGUCUCACUUGCAUCUUUGGGCAUAUGACCCUUUAGAAGCCUUAAAAUGGCUAGCAAGUAUAGUGAAAGCUUGUCAAGGACAAAAAGGUGGUGCAUUAGCUUCUGCAGUAUAUGAAUUUAGUAAUCAUGGUGAUGCUAGUGUGAAAAAAUUAGUUAAGAGGAUUUUGCAAAGUGUCUGUGAUCCUCUGUACAAUAUGUUGAUAAGAUGGAUUGCAGAUGGUGAAUUAGAUGAUCCAUAUAGAGAAUUUUUUAUUGAAGCUUGUGCUGACAUUACUGGGGAGAGAAUGUGGCACGAGAAAUAUCAAGUUCGCAACAAUAUGCUACCAUCUUUUAUUACAAAAGUGCAAGCUAAAAAAAUUUUAGGAACAGGAAAGAGUAUUAACUUUCUGCGUGAAGUAUGUAAAGAUUUUACUCCAUGGCAGGGAAAACAUACAAAAAUGUUCAAAAGUUUCAGCGAGGAAUAUAAAGUUGAUGUUCUUUUCGAUAUGGAUCCUGAUGGUCGAUUACAAACGAUGAUGGAUACAGCCUACAAAGAAACUUCAACUAGAGUAGUUGAAGUGUUAACAAAAGAAUAUCACCUCAUGGAACAUUUACACGCAAUCAAGGGUUAUCUGUUAUUAGGACAAGGAAAUUUCAUUCAAUAUCUUAUGCAUUUAUUAGAACCAGAAUUAGAUAAACCAGCCAGUUCUGUAUAUCCACAUAACAUAUCUUCUAUUCUGGAAACUGGAAUAAGAGCGACUGUUACAAAGAUAGAUGAUUUAGAUAUUCAUAGGCGACUUGACGUAAGAUUAUUAGCACCUUCGGAAAAUGAAAGAGGAUGGGACGUUUUUAUUCUGGAUUAUAAUGUAGGAGGUCCUAUUGGAACAAUUUUAGAACCUUGUAGGCAAAUAUAUCAAACUGUAUUUUUCGCUUUAUGGAGAGCGAAGAGAAUGGAAUCUAUAUUAUCUGCAAUUUGGAAACGUCAAAUAACUUCAGCAAAAAUGUUUCGCAAAAUGCCUGAAGUAUUACCAAUUCAAACUCAUAUUCAUUUAAUUACUAGUAGUAUGGUACAUUUGGUUCAUCAAAUGCAAUAUUUUUUCUUAUUUGAGGUAAUCGAGUGUUCUUGGGAUGCAUUUGCAAAACAAUUAGCACAAGCACCAUCGUUAGAUGAUAUAAUUACAGCACACACUCAUUUCAUAGAUACUGUAAGACGUGGUACACUUUUAGAUGAAAAAUCACAAGAACUUAUGGAUCAUUUACGUUCUGUAUAUGGUCCAAUUUUAGAUUUGCAAAAUCUUGAAGAAACGUUUCUUACACGUGCAACACAUGAAUACAAAGCCCGAUUAAAGGAUAAUAAUUCAGUAAAUGUAACUAUUGUGAAAAAUGGGUCAGAUUUAACAGAAAAUAAUGAUGCAGAAAUAGUCAAACGUCAAGCUGUAUUUUCGAAAUACUUAAAUACACUUUCAAUUCAACUUAGAUUACUUUCAAGAACGUAUCAGGAUAGAGUGAAAAAAUUUCUUAUAAUGCUUGCAUCAGCAGAAGAUGUGUCUUUACAAUUGUUAAGUGUACGUUUAGACUUUAAUGAGUAUUAUAAAAGUAAAGAUAGUCGUCUUGUUGUGCCAUUAACAUAUUUGCAUCGUAGACAAAGUGACCAAAGCUAUCUUAGUUGUAAAUAAUAAAUAAAAAAGCUUUUUUACCGCUAAUUAAAGAUAGAUAUUAUUUA
Molecule: messenger RNA, 2698 nt
Organism: Frieseomelitta varia
Lineage: Eukaryota; Metazoa; Arthropoda; Insecta; Hymenoptera; Apidae
Gene: Grip91
Product: gamma-tubulin complex component 3 homolog
Exons: 11
Coding region: 180-2651 (823 amino acids)
Biological process (GO): meiotic cell cycle; microtubule nucleation; cytoplasmic microtubule organization
Cellular component (GO): equatorial microtubule organizing center; centrosome; gamma-tubulin small complex
Molecular function (GO): microtubule minus-end binding; gamma-tubulin binding
Source: RefSeq, a predicted model, not a curated record